AUGCCCCCUUACACCGACAACCCUCCUCGAAGACCCGGCUCGAGUCGCGAUGAUGAUAAGAGCACAGGCAGCCCCUCCAGAAGGAUGUCGCAAUCGUCCGAGUCUUCCGUUUCCACCACCAGCAUCGUCUUUGACCGGAUCGACGAGCGCGUCGCUGCCGAAAAGGCCGCUGCCGCUCUGAAGAAAGACAAGGAGCAGCCGUACGAUAAUGAUUAUGAUGUCAACGACGAUGACCUCGAGACUGGCCCGUUCCUUGGUAACGGCCGCGACGGGCAACAUGGCAAGCCCCGAGAACGGGAAAUGGACCGCGGCAUGCGCAGGAUCCUUCUGAUCGUUGCCGGUCUACUGGUAGCUGCUUGGCUGGGUGGGUUAGUUGUCUAUGUCUCGACCAAGUCUUAUCAGCACCCGUCUAAGGUCGAGCAUGACCCCGCGGCGACGGGGGCGCAUCGCGGCUCGGGGAAGGCGAUUACAAUGGACCAGGUCAUGGGCAGCUUCUGGCGUCCGGAGAGUCACUCCAUCCGCUGGGUUGCUGGUCCCAAUGGAGAGGAUGGUUUGUUGCUGGAGAAGGGUGCCCCUGGGAAGCCGUUUGUGGUUGUCGAGGAUAUUAGAUCGAAGACUGGAAAGCCGACUCGCGACGAGGUUCCCGGCCCAAGGACCUUGAUUGAGAGCGGAUGGUUUGACUACGGCGGGAAGACUUACAUGGCUGAUAUGGUCGAGCCGAGCAAGGACCUGCAGCGAGUCCUCAUUGCGACGGACGUGCAGCGCAACUGGAGGCACUCCUACUUCGCGGCUUACUGGAUCUUUGAUGUCAAGACCCAGAAGGCUGAGCCCCUGGUGCCAGGCGAGCCUGGCGCCCGCAUCCAGCUUGCGAAAUGGAGUCCUACUGGCGACGCCGUUGUUUAUACCAGAGAGAACAAUAUGUACCUACGCCAUGUCGGGUCUAUCAAGGUGACCCAAAUAACCACCGACGGCAGCCCGGAGGUGUUCAACGGCGUGCCCGACUGGGUCUACGAGGAAGAAGUCUUCUCCGGCUCGAGCGCAACCUGGUGGUCCGACGAUGGCAAGUAUAUCGCCUUCCUACGCACCAACGAGACCGGCGUGCCGGAAUACCCGGUGCAAUACUUCCUGUCACGGCCCAGCGGCGAGCAGCCCAAGCCAGGCGAGGAGAACUAUCCUGAAACACUCUGGAUCAAGUACCCCAAGGCUGGCGCGCACAACCCCAUCGUAGAGCUCCUGUUCUACGAUGUCUCUCGUGGUGAGGUCUUCCCAGUCGACAUCCCAGACCGGUUUCCCGACGACGAUCGGCUUAUCACCGAGGUUGUGUGGGCCGGUGACAAGGUGCUGGUCAAGGAGACCAAUCGUGUUAGCGAUAUCAUGCACCUCAACCUGAUCGACCCGGUUGCGCGCACAGGCAAGAGAGUCCGGGUCUUGGAUGUCAAGGCCCUGGAUGGUGGCUGGUUCGAGAUUACGCAUCAGACCAAAUACAUCCCCUCCGACCCGGCCAAGGGUAGGCCGCAUGAUGGUUACAUUGACUUGAUGGUGAACGGGGAUGCCGAUCACUUGCACUACUUCACACCGCUGGACAAUCCGGAGCCUAUCACGCUUACCUCGGGCGACUGGGAGGUUGUCGACUCUGAAUAUGCUGUUGACCUGGAGAGGAAUAUUGUCUACUUUGUUGCGACGAAGGAAUCCUCGAUCGAGAGACAUGUCUACCAGGUCUCACUGACCGGCGAGGGUUUAGCCCCCGUGACUGACACCUCCAAAGAGGGCUACUACUCUGCUUCCUUCUCCACCGGCGCGGGCUACCUCCUGCUGUCCUACCAAGGCCCCAGGAUCCCCUGGCAAAAGGUCAUCAGCACACCCAGCAACCCUAAGAAGUACGAAUACAUCGUGGAAGAGAACAAAGAGCUAGCCGAAAACGCCAAGAAGUACGAGCUCCCCAUCAAGAUCUACGGCACCAUCGAAGUUGACGGCGUCAAGCUGAACUACGUCGAACGCCGCCCACCACACUUCGACGAAAACAAAAAGUAUCCCGUCCUCUUCUACCAGUAUAGCGGCCCCGGUUCGCAGAUGGUUAAGAAGAAGUGGGACGUCGACUGGCAGUCUUAUGUCGCCGCCGGCCUGGGCUACAUUGUCGUGACCGUCGAUGGCCGCGGCACGGGCUAUAUCGGCCGCAAGAACCGCAUCAUCACACGCGGCAACCUGGGACACUGGGAAUCCCACGACCAGAUCGCUGCCGGUAAGAUCUGGGCGAAGAAGAAGUAUGUCGACGAAACGCGCAUGGCGAUUUGGGGUUGGAGCUUUGGCGGCUUCAACACGCUCAAGACGUUGGAACAGGACGCGGGGCAGACGUUCCGGUAUGGGAUGGCGGUCGCGCCCGUGACGGACUGGCGGUUUUAUGACAGCAUUUAUACCGAGAGGUAUAUGCUCACACCGCAGGAGAAUGGGCAUGGGUAUGACGUGAGCGCGAUUACAAAUGUGACGGCGCUGGCGCAGAAUGUGCGGUUUUUGAUCAUGCAUGGUGUGGCGGAUGAUAACGUGCAUUUCCAGAAUUCGCUGACGCUGCUGGAUCGGCUGGAUCUUGUGGGUGUGGAAAAUUAUGAUGUGCAUGUUUUUCCGGACAGUGAUCAUGGGAUUUAUUUUCAUAACGCAAAUAGGAUCGUGUAUGACAAACUCACGAACUGGCUCAUCAAUGCCUUCAAUGGGGAGUGGCUCAAAGUUAACAACGCGAAGCCUAAUGGGAAGACAAAGACAAAGCGGGCAUCCGUAUGA
Thermochaetoides thermophila DSM 1495 is the source of this 2772-nucleotide messenger RNA. Its product is annotated as dipeptidyl aminopeptidase-like protein. The coding region runs from base 1 to 2772 and encodes 923 amino acids. The transcript has 2 exons. Gene Ontology annotation, molecular function: dipeptidyl-peptidase activity; serine-type peptidase activity. Gene Ontology annotation, biological process: proteolysis. The record is from RefSeq and is a predicted model, not a curated record. NCBI's taxonomy places the organism in Eukaryota, Fungi, Ascomycota, Sordariomycetes, Sordariales, Chaetomiaceae.